Chinchilla lanigera (long-tailed chinchilla) is the source of this 1287-nucleotide messenger RNA. RefSeq names its product brain-specific homeobox (gene Bsx). The transcript has 4 exons. The record is from RefSeq and is a predicted model, not a curated record. Gene Ontology annotation, biological process: regulation of DNA-templated transcription. Gene Ontology annotation, molecular function: DNA-binding transcription factor activity, RNA polymerase II-specific; DNA binding. Lineage: Eukaryota; Metazoa; Chordata; Mammalia; Rodentia; Chinchillidae. The coding region runs from base 1 to 1287 and encodes 428 amino acids.
AUGAAUCUCAACUUCACCUCCCCUCUACAUCCGGCGUCUUCUCAGAGGCCCACAUCGUUCUUCAUCGAGGACAUCCUGUUGCACAAGCCCAAGCCGCUGAGGGAGGUGGCCCCCGACCAUUUCGCCAGCUCUCUGGCCUCUCGGGUACCUCUACUAGACUAUGGCUACCCACUCAUGCCCACACCCACCCUCUUGGCUCCUCACGCCCAUCACCCUCUGCAUAAGGGAGACCACCACCACCCUUAUUUUCUCACCACUUCGGGAGUGCCGGUCCCCGCGCUGUUCCCGCACCCGCAGCACGCGGAGCUGCCGGGGAAGCACUGCCGCCGCCGCAAAGCUCGCACGGUUUUUUCUGACUCGCAGCUCUCCGGCUUAGAGAAGAGGUUUGAGAUCCAGCGCUACCUGUCCACGCCCGAGCGGGUGGAGCUGGCCACCGCCCUCAGCCUGUCCGAGACGCAGGUGAAGACGUGGUUCCAGAACCGGCGGAUGAAGCAUAAAAAGCAGCUGAGGAAAAGUCAGGAUGAGCCCAAAGCGCCGGAAGCGCCCGAGAGCCCCGAGGGCAGUCCCCGCGGGCCCGAGGCCGCCGUCGCCGAGCCUCGGCUGAGCCUGCCCGCCGGCUCCUUCGUGCUCACCGAGCCAGAGGACGAGGUGGACAUCGGGGAAGAGGGCGAGCUCAGCUCGGGGCCGCACGGACCGAAGACUGGGGCUCGGACCUCGGAUCAGCUCCUGGAAGACGACAAACCCUCCUUGUCCACCCUCAGCAGGCGUGGAGUCCGCGCGGCCGGCGCCCCGGCCUCGCGUGGUCCUGCCCUGUCCCUGCCUGUCCCUGCCCGGGCAGCUGCGGUGCGCCCGGGGCGCGGCGCCUGGGGACCUGGGCCCCGCGUGCUGUCGCUCCGAGCCGGGGCGGUGGGGCUCGGUUCCCUCGGCCACGAACGCGGAACCCGGCUCCGCCUGCCUCAGAGGUGCGGGCUCUGCGGCUCCUCCGCCCGGACUCUUCACCCUUCCUUAAGCAGCUCAGCUGGUCGCAGGCGGAGACCAGGAGUUCGGGGCCUGGGGCCCAGCGGGGAUUCGCAACCUGAUCCUCGAGCCGUCGGGGCCGGGACCGACGCGCGCUGCGGGUCGCCAGCCUCGAGCGCAUCCUGGGCCCUCCUCACCCGUCUCGGACUCCAAGGCCGAGGCGACUCCCUCCUCUGGACGGCGCUUCCAUCCUCUCCGGCCCCGCUCCUGGUCCAGAGCUCACAGAUGUGCUUCCUGGCACGGUUCCUGAGCUGGUGGCCCCGGGUGUAG